AUGGGAGAGCUCAUGGCCAUAAUCGACAAGGAUUGCGUCCACGAAGAAGCCAUGGCCGAGCGAAAUCCUCCAAAGGUUCCCGAACAUGCCAAGACAACAGGGGCGAAGAAACAAGUAUCAAACGUUCGCCAGGGGCAAGGAGGCCAAGGCGGUUCAGGCCAAGCAACCAACAAGCCGAACAACAAGGGUCGACCUCCGCAGCACUCACAGCCGCAGUCGUGGCCAAAAACGAAGAGGGAGCCACGGCCAGACGACGGACCAGGGAUGCGCACGUACCACAAGGAGCGCGGCCACUACACCACACAAUGCCCGCCUUUCAAACGGUAUCUAGAAGAGCUUGCAGCGGUUGGGCACCUGAAUCAGUGGAUCAACGUUCGGCGAAAUCCACUUCCACCACCUCCCCCACUUAUCGGCAAUCUUGUAAGCGUUAUACAAGGAUUGGUUUCCGAAGGAAGGGCGGCCAAGCUUCGCUCAGAAAUUGACAAAGUCGUCUCUUCUUUAUCCGUUUGCAACAUUGGCGCUUCGGGCAAGCGAAAGUGGGAGGAUUCGAGCCUCGACAGUACUAUGACCUUUUCAUCCGACAACUUGAAAGGUGUUCAAGUCCCUCAUACGGACGCCCUCGUCGUUACUGUUGCUAUUGAAAAAUCAACCGUACAACGGGUAUUGAUAGAUCAAGGAAGCUCGGCGGACGUGAUGUUUUACUCAACAUUCCUGAGCCUCGGAUUAUCUCUCGCUCAGCUUCGGACAGCAUCCACUCCCCUUGUUAGCUUCACUGGAGCCCCGGUGGUCAAAUUUAUUGGAUGGAAUGGACGCCAAGAAAGCCUCCGAGGGGAUCAAAUCCAAUCAAAGAAAUGCUACAUCAGCACUGUCACAAACAAACAGAGCUGUAUGGAGGUGCAAUGCGUGGAAGCCACUCCCGUUCCUAUAGUCGAAGAUGUGGGAGUGCCGGCCGAACGACGAUCUACCGAGGAGUUAAUACGCUUCCCCAUCCCUGGGGGCGAAGGAAGAUAUUUUUUAAUUGGGAGUUCUCUGAGCAUCGCCGAACGCGAGGAGAUGUAUGACUUCCUGAUGAGGAACAUCGAAGUUUUUGCUUGGACUCCCCAGGACAUGCCGGGAGUGGAUCCUUCGUUCGCCAUGCACUCAUUGAAUGUCGAUCCAAGUAGGCGGCCGGUGGUUCAGAAAGUCCGACGCUCGUCCGCCGCGCAUAUCGAAGCUGUAAUGACAGAGGUGGAUCAACUGUUGGAGGCUGGCGUCAUUCGGGAAGUCCUAUACCCCACCUGGCUUGCCAAUCCGGUGGUUGUGCCGAAGAAAAACGGGAAGCUGCGGGUUAAUGUGGAUUAUACGGACCUCAACGACGCCUGCCCUAUGGAUAGAUUCCCCCUCCCUCGGAUUGAGCAAAUGGUGGACGCAACGGCAGGAUGCGAAUGCCUGAGCUUUAUGGAUGCAUAUCGAGGCUAUCACCAAAUAGCUUUGGAUCCGGCAGAUCAGGAGAAGACGGCCUUUAUUUCUCCUCGGGGCACUUACUGCUACAAGGUCGUGUCGUUCAGCUUGAAGAAUGCUGGUGCGACCUUCCAACGCUCCAUCACAAGGAUGUUUCCUGGAAUGCUCGGCAAAAAAGUAGAAGCUUAUAUCGAUGAUCUGGUUUGCAGAAGCAGGUUCGCUCGGGACCACCUUCGGGACCUGGGAGAGGUCUUUGCUGUUUUGAAACAAAGGAAGCUUCGUCUCAAUGCCGAAAAGUGUGCGUUUGGCGUAAGUUCGGGAAAAUUUCUUGGUUACAUGAUGCUAUACUCCCGGGAUCUUAUUCCUUUACGGGACAUGACUACUCUGGAAUCUUUCAGACAUUCUUUAAAGCAAUACCUGGCCUACUCUCCUUUGCUCGUCAAGCCCCUACCCGAUGAAGAUCUGUAUCUUUACCUUGCUGUUUCUGAUCAUGCAACGAGCGCGAUUGUGGUCCUCACUGAGUUUCCUCUCAAAGCUGUUCUUCAGAAGACGGACACGUCGAGCCGGAUCCUGAAAUUCUCUCAAGACUUGGCUAACUUCGACAUCCAGUUUGAGCCUCGGACAGCUACCAAAGGUCAGGCCUUUGUCGAACUCACUCCUGGCCUGCAAGACGAGGCCAAUGCCUUGGCCACCGCCGCUGAAGAAGCUCGGAUUCUGGAAGAAGAGGUUUUGGAGGGACCGUCCAGCCGUCCUUCGGAGCCACUCCGUGCUCGGUACUCCCUUGGACGAAAGAAACCCAAGCGGCAAUGGAAGCUCUUCUCCGACGACGCCUGGCGACUGACCGUCGAUGGAGCUUCAAAUGUUCACGGGGCUGGUGCGGGCAUCGUCCUUGUGUCUCCGAGCGAAACAGUGCAUGAAAGCGUUGUUUCGAUUGGAUACACGGCAACGAACAACGAGGCGGAGUAUGAAGCUCUGAUUGCAGGCCUCCAACUUGCUCUUCGGCUGGAUGCAGAUUCGGUUCAUGUCUUUUGUGACUCUCAGCUCAUUGUGGGACAUUUAAAUGAUGAUUAUCAAGCCAAAGAUCAACGUCUUGCUUCGGUUUACAAGACCUCGGGCAAUCGCACCAUCACCUUUGACAAGGUCCCCAAACCGAGCUUCGAACAGCCGUGUGAACAGGUCAUGGCAAUCACCCUCGGUCCAAGCCAGCUGGAUCUAGUGGUUGCUUAUUUGAAGAACCAAGUGCUACCGACGAGCAACCGCGAGGCAUACAAACUCCGCUGUCGAGCGGCCAACUUUUUCCUGGAUCCGAAGGGCAACCUUUACCGACGAACUUUCACCGGACCCGAUCUGCGCGUUGUCCACGACGACCUCGUGCAGGCCGUCUUGGAGGAACUCCAUUCGGGAAGCUGUGGGGCUCAUUCAGGAGGACGGUCCCUUGCACAGCGUGCUCUGACGCAAGGCUAUUGGUGGCCGAAAAUGGUGAAGCAAUCCGAAGAAUACGUGAAGCAAUGUGUUCGGUGCCAAAAGCAAGCAUCACUCAUCCACCAGCCAUCCUUCCCCCUUAAAAUGAUCACUAGUCCCUGGCCAUUUGCGGUUUGGGCUUUUGACAUAGUAGGCAAGAUGCCGAAGGCACCUGGAGGAUUUGAGUAUAUGCACACUGCCACGGAUUUGUUCACCAAGUGGGUUGAAGCUUCCCCCAUGAUCAAGACCACCGCAGGUGACGUGGAACGCUUCAUUUGGAAGCACAUCAUCUCGAGGUUUGGCGUACCGUACGCCAUCCUUUCUGACAAUGGCUCUCAGUUUGUUACGUCCGCCCUCAAAGCUUUUUAUGCGAAGCACCACAUCACCAUCCAUAAUUCCUCGGUGGCCUAUCCUCAAGGUAAUGGACAAGCCGAAGCAUCGAACAAGACCAUCACUCGGGGGCUGAAGCACCGUCUGGAUCGAAAACUCGGUAAGUGGGUGGAAGAGCUUCCACACGUCUUAUGGGCCUAUCGUACAACACCUCGGCGGUCUACCGGCCAUACUCCAUUUGCUAUGGCCUAUGGUAUGGAAGCUGUCCUCCCUUUGUCUACUAUGAUCCCUACAGCCCGCACGGAGAAUUUUAACCCUGUAGACAACAAUGCGCUUGUGGGAACCGAGUUAGACCUCGCCGAAGAACUACGUGACGAUGCUAACCUUCGGCACGCCGCGUAUCAGCAAGAAGUCGCAAGGGGCUACAACCGCAGUAUUCGCGCUCGUCCAUUUAACAUCGGGGACUUAGUCCUUCGGAUGGUUACCGAAGCGUCAAAGCUAACCAAGCUGAAGGAUCCCUAUGAAGGACCUUACCGAGUGGUGGAGAAGAUCGGGCAUGGUGUCUACAAGCUUGCUGAAAUGGAUGGAACGCCAAUUGCCAAUCCAUGGAAUGCUCAAAAACUUAGGAAAUUCCAUGGCUAG
This is a messenger RNA of Rhododendron vialii, 3873 nucleotides long. RefSeq lists its product as uncharacterized. Bases 1 to 3873 code for a protein of 1290 amino acids. Gene Ontology annotation, molecular function: nucleic acid binding; RNA-DNA hybrid ribonuclease activity. NCBI's taxonomy places the organism in Eukaryota, Viridiplantae, Streptophyta, Magnoliopsida, Ericales, Ericaceae. Gene Ontology annotation, biological process: DNA integration. The record is from RefSeq and is a predicted model, not a curated record. The transcript is spliced from 7 exons.